AGUGACUAAGGUUAAUCUUACGGUUGGCAUACGUAAGAAUUACAACCGUUCCACGAAGCAACCUUUGAUCGAUCGUAAAUCCUCUUCCCCUACUAUCAUGACGUAAUUUACAAUUAAAAUCUUUUGUUAUUAAAUAACAAAAAAAUCGAUUGUACUCAGCUAGAGUUAUGUCUCUUUUCGCAUUUGUUUGACAGACGACAGUAAUAUUAUUAUCGUCUGUCAACGUCAAGAGUGAGGCAACAUGUCAGGAGGUAAACGAGUGAGAAAAUCCAACUAUACUCAUUCCAAAUUAGAAAUAUUAACUGACGAAGUUAUGAGUAAUCAUUCAGUAUUAUUUUCUUCGUUUUCUUCAACCGUAACGAACAAAAGAAAGAUUGACAUUUGGGAUGGAAUAGCAGAAAAGAUGAAUGCCAGUACUGCUGGUGGCAGGAAUGGUGUUGAAGUGAGAAAGAAAUGGAAUGACUACAAAUGUCAGAUACGGAAGAAAGCCACCACUUGGAGAAGAGAGUCAACAAUGACAGGGGGAGGGUCUGCACCACCCAAUCUCAAUGCCAUUGAAGACAAGGUGAUGGGUUGUUGUAAGGUCAUGGUGGCAUCCAGUGUAUCGGCUCAAUACAAGACACCCUUUACCCACACAUAUGUACAGCCAAUUCCACCCUCUAAACAACAUAUGCCAGUACCAUAGUAGGUGGCGCCAUCUUGGAACUAUUUUCACCUGUACAUGU
This is a messenger RNA of Gigantopelta aegis, 725 nucleotides long. Its product is annotated as myb-related transcription factor, partner of profilin-like. NCBI's taxonomy places the organism in Eukaryota, Metazoa, Mollusca, Gastropoda, Neomphalida, Peltospiridae. Gene Ontology annotation, cellular component: nucleus. The transcript is spliced from 4 exons. The coding region runs from base 242 to 685 and encodes 147 amino acids. The record is from RefSeq and is a predicted model, not a curated record.